This is a messenger RNA of Megalopta genalis, 4611 nucleotides long. It is a transcript of the gene Pi3K92E, whose product is annotated as phosphatidylinositol 3-kinase 92E. The record is from RefSeq and is a predicted model, not a curated record. Gene Ontology annotation, molecular function: 1-phosphatidylinositol-4-phosphate 3-kinase activity; 1-phosphatidylinositol-3-kinase activity. Gene Ontology annotation, cellular component: phosphatidylinositol 3-kinase complex; cytoplasm; plasma membrane. NCBI's taxonomy places the organism in Eukaryota, Metazoa, Arthropoda, Insecta, Hymenoptera, Halictidae. Gene Ontology annotation, biological process: phosphatidylinositol 3-kinase/protein kinase B signal transduction; phosphatidylinositol-mediated signaling; cell migration.
AAAAACGGGAAUAAGGUGGACAGUUUAUUUCGUUAAUUGUAAUAAGAAGAUAGUGUGGCUGCGUACAUAAUGUAUGUGCAUGCGUGUGUGCGUUCGCGCGCACUUCUGUGUAUUGUGCUUCGUAGUCGUGUGUAGACAGAACACAUUUGUAAAAGUAAUGGCUGACUAGUGCUGUUAUCACACAUAUAGAGGGAGACGACCGCAUGAAUUUCAUUCACUAUUAGUCAAACAAAGUAACACUUGUAUUAUACUGAGGGAUAAACAUCGAUGGAAAAUUUUAUGAUUUCGGUUAGAAGCUAAUAACUAACCAAGCAAGUUUAUUAAUUAAACAAAGUUUGAAAGUUUUCAAAAGUUGGAAGGAAAUAUGAAGUUGUAUUUACGGAUGUAAAGAUGAGGGAUAAAAUUUCAUGAAACACGGGCGUUUGUCAUGCGACUCUUCACCACUCAAACCAAUGGAGACACAUUGCCAAAGGAAGAAAGAAUAUUUUCGGUCGCGAUGCGACUUCGAGAACGUAUUUUUUUCUUCUUUCUUAAACUAAUUAUACAUCGACAAUUGUCUACGGUGUUACAUUGAAUUUUUAUACGUUUUAUUCAUAAUAUACGGCAACAUGAUCCAUACACCAAGUGGAUAUACAUACAAUUUUUGGGCAAACUCACUUACAGAGGUCGUUCAAUUGAUUUGUUUGAUGCCAAAUGGAGUCGUUAUACCGUUCGAAACUAAUCGUAAUAUUACUUUGGCUGAAAUUAAAGAGGAUCUUUGGGACGAAGCCAGUAAAUAUCCUCUUCACGGCACAUUAAAAGAUGCUCCAUCCUAUGUAUUUUUGUGUAUUAAUUCUAAUGCUGAAACUGAAGAGUUACGAGACGAAACAAGACGUUUGUGCGAUAUAAAGCCAUUCUGUUCUUUUAUUAAAGUAGUAGAACACGAAGGUGUGAAAAGCGACAGAAAUCUAGAUUCACAGAUUGGUUUAUUAAUUGGAAAAGGAUUACAUGAAUUUGCGGCUUUGAAGAAUUCGGAAGUGAACGAUUUUAGAUGGAAAAUGCGAGUUCUAGGAGAUGAAGUUGCAGUGGCAAGACAGAAAAAAACUUGGGUGGAAAAAGUACGUUAUCAAUUUCCUACACGAUUAGCACCAACUGCUACAGUACCAAAAAACAUAGAAAGCCGUUUAAAGGAUGGCAAUAUUGUGCUUGUUACAAAAUUUGAAAACACAGAGACGACGUUUACAUUUCAAAUGUCACACACUAUAACACCAUACCAAUUAUUGGUGUCCAUUUUAAAUAAACGAGCAAACACUUUAAUGUCUCGAGGGCAUCCGAGCGACUUUACCCUAAAGGUUUGCGGACAAGAGGAAUAUUUAAUAGGAGAUUAUCCAUUGAUACAAUUCAGUUAUAUUCAGGACUGUUUAGCAAAAGAUAUUUUACCGACGUUAGUUACGUUGAGCAAAGACAGUGUUUCUGUAGAUCAGGAGACUGCUGUAGAGAAUGCAGAAACAGAUGGUUUGCAACGUACAAGGCCUUCGUUUUCUACAUUGACCCUACGCAAGAAGGGUAAACAUACAUCAGCCUGGAAAAUCGAGGAACCGUUUUGUUUCAUAGUGAAUGGAAUAUCACGGUUGAAUUGCGAUGCCGCUCAUCGCACGGUCGAGAUCGGACUUCAGGCUGGACUUUUCCACGGCGGUAAAUCUUUAUGUGAGAGUCAAAAAACAAAAGAGUGUGUUGUGUCUACAGAUGGUAGUUGCGAGUGGGAGGAAACUUUAAGAUUCGACAUAAAAGUGCGCGAUAUACCACGAAUGGCUAGGCUGUGUUUUGUUUUAUACGAAAUCAGUAAAACCGCGAAAGGAUUGAAAAGUCGUAGAUUGGUCAGAGACACGAAACAAGAAUUUUUUAUAAAUCCAUUGUGUUGGGCUAACACAACUAUAUACGAUUUUAAGUCUCAAUUGAAAACAGGAGCGAUGACACUUUACACGUGGACGUAUGCGGAAGACAUGCAAAACGAUGAUCUACUGCACCCUCUUGGCACAGUAGUGUCAAAUCCUCAUAUAGAUAGAGCAGCUGCUCUAAUGUUAACGUUCCCAAAUUACGGAAAGGAGAAAUCCGUUCUUUACCCGACUCCGGAAAAGAUGGUUGAAUAUGCGAGGAAGUUGCGCGAAUCGUCUACUGAACGAUCAAUCCAAGAGGAACCGGACCAAGACUCGGAUGUUAACAAGCUUCAACAACUCGAACAGCUUCGAUUAUUGGCGGAUAGGGAUCCGUUGCACGAGUUACACGAACAAGAACGAAAAGUCAUGUGGACGUUGCGGCAUCAUUGCCUUCACAAAAUUCCCACGCUUUUAGCCAAACUGUUGCAUUGUGUCGAAUGGAACGAUCAUAGCGAGGUAGCCGAAACUACAGCGUUAGUUCAACAAUGGCCGAAAUUACCAGUUGAGAAAGCACUCGAAUUAUUGGAUUACGCUUACGCUGAUCAAAACGUUCGAAGCUUUGCCGUGCGUUGCUUAAUGGAUGUCAGCGACGAAGACUUGAGUUUGUAUUUGCUGCAGUUGGUGCAGGCAUUGAAACACGAAAAUUACUUGUCUUGCGAUUUGACCGAGUUUUUGCUGAGACGAGCCCUCAAUAAUCGAAGGAUUGGUCAUUUUCUAUUCUGGCAUCUUAGAUCGGAAAUGCAAGUAGGUGCUGUAUCCGUUCGAUUCGGUUUGAUAUUGGAAGCUUAUUGUAGAGGAAGUCAGCAACACAUGCGAUCGUUGUCCAAACAAAUAGACUGCCUGGGGAAGCUGAAAUGUGCUUCCGAAAACAUAAAGCAACGGAAAGAUCGUAAAGCUACUUUGCAAGGUUUCCAAGAGUUCAUGCAAGAGCCACACUGCCAAGAAGCACUUUCGAACGUUUUGAAUCCUUUGGACCCGAGUUUCCGAUGGAAACGGAUCAAAAUUGAGAAAUGUAGAGUGAUGGACAGUAAAAUGCGACCGCUUUGGCUUGUUUUUGAAAACGAUGAUCCAUUCGGGGACGACAUUUACUUGAUACUGAAGCAUGGGGACGACUUGAGACAAGACAUGCUUACGCUUCAGAUGCUACGAAUCAUGGACAAACUGUGGAAGAGAGAAGGUCUGGAUUUACGAAUGAAUCCUUACGGUUGCAUAUCGACGGAAAACAGAGUUGGAAUGAUCGAAGUGGUGUUGAACGCAGAAACGAUAGCGAACAUUCAGAAAGAGAAGGGAACGUUUUCAGCAACGGCUGCGUUUAGGCGAGGUUCUCUGCUCGCGUGGCUGAAGGACCACAAUCACACGGAAGCAGCGUUGAACAAAGCCAUCGAGGAGUUUACGUUGAGUUGUGCGGGUUACUGUGUGGCCACGUAUGUUCUCGGAAUCGCGGAUCGACAUUCGGAUAAUAUAAUGGUGAAAAAAACUGGUCAACUAUUUCACGUUGAUUUCGGUCACAUACUUGGACAUUUUAAAGAAAAAUUUGGAUUCAGGCGUGAACGUGUGCCUUUCGUUUUGACCAACGAUUUCGUCCACGUGAUAAAUAAGGGACAAACUAAGAAGGGCCAAGCGCUCGAAUUUCAACGCUUUCAGAGAAACUGCGAAGAAGCUUUUCUCGUGUUGCGACAACACGGGGGUUUGAUAUUGUCUUUAUUCGCCAUGAUGAUCUCAACGGGACUGCCAGAAUUAUCAUCCGAAAAAGAUUUGAAUUAUUUAAGAGAUACGUUGGUACUCGAGAUGUCUGAAAGCGAAGCACAGAAGCACUUUAGAAGCAAAUUUGACGAAGCUCUCUGCAAUUCAUGGAAAACUUCGUUGAACUGGGCUUCUCAUAACAUGUCGAAAAAUAACAAAACCACGUGAACCGGUGCGAGCGAAUGGAACGCGAAACUCACCAAACCAGUCAGAGUGGAACAACAGAAACGGAAAUGAAAAUAGAGACAGGAAUGGAAACGCAAGAUGCAAGAAAGAGCAGAAUUAACGAGUACCGAACGAAGAAUUACUGUUGCAUCGUCGCACGGCAAGAAAGAAAUACAAACGAAAACUUGAACAAAAGGAUUCGAACCGAAAGAAUCCGAGUAUGUACUACUUUCGACACACAGGAAUUGGAGACGUCGAAGAUGAAGGGAUCUACUCGGGUCGAUAUCGCUUAUCGAUUGGGUACGGGUUGCCUUCCUCUCGGACGCGUAAAUCGCAAACAGAGACUGCCGCUUCGCCUUUCCCCAUUUUACUCUGACACUUUCGACCGUGAUGGGAAACGGUAUCGGUAGCGGAAUAGAAAUAGGUAUAGGAAUAGGUAUAGGAGUACGAAUAGGAUACGAAUAGGAAUACGUAUACGGUACAUAUCAUUGAUUGACAUUGCGGAUUCCUGAAAAGAAUAUAUAUAUAUAUAUACGCGCGGCCGUUUGUACACAUACCGUAGAAAUGUCUCAUUGCGAAAACGGCACAAUAACGUUUCUCGCGUCAGAUUACCAUAGUGUCGUUGUUCUCUCGAUGCGACGACGCUCCUUCUACCUUCCGACUGAAUUCGAAAUCGAUAUCGAAAUCAGAAUCGUAAGGUAAGGAAAAGAACACCGAAGAAUCCUUGAAAUUUCGGAUGCUUGAAAUACUAUUGUAUGGAUAACAAUAAACAAAGUCAUUCUUUUCA